GGCGGUGUUUAGUUCGACGUACUAAAAGCAUAUCUCGAGCGCUGGCGUCCAUCCUUUUGAGAGAAGCACGUGUGGCUGAAACAUAUUAGCUGCGCUGUUCUCUCAUUUAUCUGCUUUACCGCAAAAACAACGUGUAGUCAUGGUGAAGCUAGCCAAGGCAGCCAAAAAAGCAGCACCUCCCAAGAAAAAGGCCCCUCCACCUCCUAAAGAACUGGAAGAGGAGUCCAGCGAGGAGGACAGUGAUGAGGAAGAGGCACCACCAGCCAAAGCUGUAACAAAAAAGAAUGCAACCCCUGUAGCAACAGUAAAAAAUGGAAAAGCUGCUGCCAAACAGGAGAGUGAUGAUGAAUCUGAAGAGGCUCCUCCACCAAAGAAGGCCACACCUGCUAAACCUACAGCUGCAAAAGCUGCAAACACCCCUGCCAAGGCAACUCCCGCAAAGAAAGCAGCACCUGCCGAGGAAUCUGACGAUGACGAUGGUGAUGAUGACUCUGAGGAAGAGGUACCACCACCCAAGAAGGCUGCCAAAGCUGCAGCCACACCUGCAAAGAAAGCUGCAUCCGCUGAGGAGUCUGAUGGCGACGAUGAUGAUGAGUCUGAAGAGGAAGAGGCCCCACCUCCUAAAAAGGCUAAACCCGUGGCUAAAGCACCCACAGCUGAAGAGGAACUGGAUGAUGACGACGACGACGAUGAUGAUUCAGAAGAAGAGGAAAUGGACACGACACCUGCACCUAAAGCCUCUGCCAAAAAAGCGGGAAUGGUGAAGGCUAAGGAAGAAUCUGAGGAGGAAGAUGAUGAUGAGGAAGAAGAAGAACCCACAACUCCAGCAAAAAGGAAAGCCGAUGCAAAAAAAGAAAAGGGAACCCCUCCAGCCAAGAAAGCUAAAACGGAAGGAGAAGGCUUCAGUCUCUUCAUGGGCAACUUGAACCCUAAUAAAGACUUUGAUGAAAUCAAAUCAGCAGUCACAAAGUUCUUCUCAAAGGAGGACCUUGAAAUUCAGGAUGUGCGUCUUGGUGGAUCUAAGAAGUUUGGCUACGUUGACUUUGCAACAGAAGAAGAGUUGCAGAAGGCUUUAGCACUUAACGGUAAUAAGUUGAUGGGCCAACCGCUGAAACUCGACAGAGCCAGAAGCAAAGAGAACUCGCAGGAAAACAAGAAAGAGAGAGAUGCACGCACUUUGUUUGUAAAGAACCUUCCAUACUCCAUAACGCAAGAUGAAUUGAAGGAAGUCUUUGACCAGGCUAUCGAUAUCAGAAUUCCAAUGGGCAACAGUGGUUCAAGCAGAGGAAUUGCCUACCUCGAGUUCAAGACUGAGGCUAUUGCAGAGAAGGUGUUGGAAGAAACACAAGGGGCAGAAGUUCAGGGACGUGCAAUCAUGAUAGAUUUCACAGGAGAAAAAAGUCGUCAGGGCAGCAGAGCAUCAGCUGGUGGUUCAAGCAAAAUCCUUGUGGUAAACAAUCUAGCAUUCAGUGCAAGUGAGGAAUCUCUCCAGAGUGUGUUUGAGAAGGCUGUGGCUGUCAGAGUACCACAGAGCAAGGGCAGGACAAAGGGGUUUGCAUUUGUGGAGUUUGAGAGUGUGGAGGAUGCCAAGGAAGCACUGGAGUCAUGUAACAACACCGAGGUCGAAGGCAGAACUAUCCGACUGGAGUUCAGUCAGAGCAGAGAAGACCGAGGAAGAGGAAACUCGGGAGCUACAAAAACCCUGUUUGUCAAAGGUUUGUCAGAAGACACCACAGAUCAGAUGCUGAAAGACUCGUUUGAUGGCGCAGUUGCUGCCAGAAUUGCCACAGACAGAGAAACUGGAUCAUCGAAAGGAUUUGGUUUUGUAGACUUUGACAGUGAAGAAGACUGCAAGGCAGCCAAAGAAGCAAUGGAUGACGGCGAGAUCGAUGGAAACAAAGUGACUCUGGACUACGCCAAGCCCAAGGGCGAGGGAGGCCGAGGGGGUGGUAGGGGUGGUUUUGGCGGACGAGGAGGCGGACGAGGUGGUUUUGGUGGCAGAGGCGGUGGACGGGGUGGUUUCGGUGGCCGAGGGGGUGGACGAGGAGGUGGCUUCAGGGGAGGAAGAGGAGGUCGAGGAGGACGAGGUGGAUUUGGGGACAGGCCACAAGGAAAGAGAAUGAAAUUUAAUGAUUAAAUCGGUUGUUAUUGAAUGUACUGUUUUCAUUGCUUAAAUCUAUUUUGCCAGAGCGUUUCUAGGACAUUCCAGAAAGUUAGUAAUCUAUAACUGUACAGUGACCCCUGACCCUUUUGCUCCCUUACUGUUUUGAGACGUGUCCCCAUCUUCUGAAAAGGGGAGUGUCAAUUAAUUAAAUGUGAAUGUUGUAAUUAUGCUCUGCUGGUUUAGGUACAAGUUGUACAUGCGACAGUUUCUUUUGUUAGUGUUCUCUUUCCCCAUGAGUUUAUUUAAUUUCACCUUUUUUCUUUUCUUUUUUUUUUUUUUUUAAGUUUGCUUUAGGUGAAGUUUAAUGUGCAGUACCUUUUUAAAGUGCUAAGCAUAUUGUAACGAAUAUAUGAAAUUGACUCCUAUUUAGAAAUCUAUAUGAAAUAUUUGAAUGGAUUAAGGACUAAGACACCAGGAAAUUCUUCCAUCCUGAAGAUAAUGUCUUGUAUGUAAAGUAGAUUUGGCUUGUGUGACUUUACUGUUUCCAUUCAAAUUUUUCAUGAAAUGUAAAAAUAUUGUAACAUUUUGAUUAAACUGUUUUUAAGCUA
Molecule: messenger RNA, 2712 nt
Organism: Myxocyprinus asiaticus (Chinese sucker)
Lineage: Eukaryota; Metazoa; Chordata; Actinopteri; Cypriniformes; Catostomidae
Product: nucleolin-like
Exons: 17
Coding region: 140-2137 (665 amino acids)
Cellular component (GO): cytoplasm; ribonucleoprotein complex; nucleus
Molecular function (GO): mRNA binding
Source: RefSeq, a predicted model, not a curated record